AUGGAAGGCGGCGCUGAAGCCGUCGAUGUGAGCUGGCUCCAUCAUUCUCAGCGGGCUGAUAAUGCGGGUCGAGCCAAAAACACACCAUCACGGCCUGCUCAGCAGAAACCAAAUGAGCAACAGCCGGCACCCGACAGCACUGCUACUCCGCAAAACGAUGCCGCUGCCAAAACUACUAAUGGGCAUAAUGGACAAGCCUCGCCCUCGGCCCCGAGACCAGUGCCAGCAUCGUCGUUAUCCAAACCAUUACCAUCGCCAUCCGAAAGCGCCGACAAUGAGUCCUCAAAACAACAGUCGCUUUCUCCACCGAGCCAGAACCAGAAUCAUAACCAAACCCAAGAGCAGGGCCAGGGCGCUUCCCCAGAAUUUACACCUGCCCAAAACAUCACUACGACGAGCGCAGUCCCUCUUACGGGAACAAGUCGAACUACAGUCACCAGCACAAACGCAACCCUCAGACCAACACCGCCGAAGCUCAUGCCUCGGCGAAACUCCUGGAUCUCCACGCUUAGCUCCAAGUUCACCUCUGGCUCUACGCCUCCAUCUCAGAGCCAUAUGAGAGAGUCGCCAUCAAACAGUCGGCAGCAGCAACCUUCCGACUCGAUAAACCCGUUUGGUGCUGCGUACUCGCCGAAAGAUGCCGAUAAAUCAGGAGAAAGUUCCAGCUCUUUCGCCAGCGGUUCUCCAAAGAGCAGCCACCCUUCAUUCUUCCAUAACGCAUUCCGAAAACUGUCUUCGUCCGGAGGAACUGGCCUGGGCAAGCUAUCCUCUAACUACGCCCCCAAUGGCGGGGUAUGGCCAAGGCGAGUGAUGAAUAUUGAUGCGGAUCGGGACCGUUGCAAGAUUCCAGAACUCAACCAAGCAAAACUGCGACGUGUGGCGUUUUGUGUGGAUGUUGAGAUUGCAGGGACUCAAAGAAGGUCUGAAGGUGACGAGGAACGCAAUACCAAGAAGAAACCUGACCCCAAGGCUGUAGAGGCCGAAGAAGGCACUACGUUAAAGCAUGCAACGGGACAUGCAUCUCAAGCAACGUCAUCACCAUCUUUAAAUACCCCUGCAAGUAACGGCUCUGUGCACCCUCCAGACUCACAUCCAAUCAAUGAUGAUAAAUCCAAGCCACCACCAACGAAGAAGCAGGAGAAGAAAAAACGCUCGGAAGAGGAACGCAAGGAACGGAAGGAGAAGAAGAGAAGGCAAGCCGAAGAAAACGGUUCGAUCCCCUUACAGGUCAACCUCGAAAGCGGAAGCAAUAGUACUUCCAAGACAAGCUCAGUCCGCCGGUCAUCGCGAGGUCAGGAUCAACCUACUACGGACCCUCUACGGAUAUACCGGCGAUGCUGUCAGCUUCGAGAGACAGGCGUGCUGAAGAAGUUGGUCGAGCAGAUUUCUUCGCCGUCUUCAAUUUUGGCCGAGUCACCUGGCACCGUUGCCGUCCUGGACUUGACUGGCUUCCCCAUGACCCUGACUGAUAUUAUUACUUUCAGUGAUUGGCUUUCUAUUGUCCCUGUCCGGAAACUGAUAUUGCAGGACUGUGGCCUGACCGACGAAGCAGUCCGAGUAAUUCUCGGCGGUCUCCUGGCUACCAAGACUAUCGAAGCUGCCAGGCAAGCCCGGCAAUUGAAACACAAGCAUGUCGGGUCCGCAUUGGCAAAGGAAAUUCGAUAUGGAGCUAUAGAAAAACUAUCACUCAAAGGGAAUUCAAAAAUCGGUCCCGAGGGAUGGCGACAUAUCAGCCUCUUCAUACACAUGUCUCGCUCACUUAAGGGUAUUGACCUAUCUGGUAUACCCUUACCUCGCCCCACGCCUCCUACCAAUGGCCCGGCGUCACCCGCCUCCAAAGCUUCCAAGCCCAUAGCUAAUAUUGGUACCGUAUUCGCGGAGUCCCUUGCUGAGCGCUUUGGCGGUGAACGGCUCGAAGAACUCGUGCUUAGCGAAUGCUCACCAUCGACUGAAGAUGUGCGAAAAAUAAGUGAAGCUGCUAGAUCGAUGGGACUGCGCCGACUCGGCCUAGCUAAUAACGGCCUCACUAAGGAGGGACUUGAACAUGUCAUCAACUACUUCCAGGGUGGUAAAUGUGAGGGUCUUGAUCUAGGCGGCAACGAGCUAGAGGCUCACAUGGGCCUUUUCUCCUCCGCUAUUGACAAGUCAUUCCCCCUGACUGCCCUGAGCUUAGCGGAUUGCUCUCUAACGCCUAAAACGCUCUGCUCACUCAUGCAGGGACUGACCUUGUUACCCAACUUCCGCUUCAUCGACCUAUCACAUAACAGAGACCUGUUCGUCACACAGCCUGACUCCCUGGGAACUUUACGAAGAUAUCUCCCACAGAUGAAGGAGCUGAGACGAAUACACCUUGCGGACGUCUGUCUUAGUUCAGAGCAUGCCAUUGCCCUUGCUGAGAUAUUACCCGACUGUCCUAAACUUUGCCAUAUCAACAUCCUUGAGAACCCGGCUAUUGAGGACCUGGCGUCUGCAAGUACUCCCGAAGCCCAGGAGGAAGCUUGUGCACUGUAUGCGUCCUUUAUGUCAGCGGCCCGCAUAUCGCGGAAUAUCAUCGCCAUUGAUAUCGAUGUUCCCACUCCGGAGAAUAACGAGGUCGUCAAGGCUCUCGCGUCUCAGAUAGUGGCUUAUUCCCUUCGCAACCUCCAAUACGGCGAGUUGAAGGAGGAGCUAUCCUCAUCAACUGAUUCACAGGCUGCUGUCAGGGAUGUUCCCGUGCCCGAUAUUUUGGAACAUCUCGUUGGCCACGCCGACGAUGCAAACGGGGACAUUGAUGAUUCAAAAGUCACUUCUGAUUAUGACUAUGUUAUUGGUGGCACUGGAGUUGUUAAGGCACUGGGGAUUUGCCUGGGUAAUUCCGAUUACACCGCCGUCGAAGAUGUUCUGGGUGACCAGUCCCCAACUACUAGCGGCACUUCUACACCAUAUCGUCGCCUUAGUCAUGUUCGCGUGACCAAGAAACCUCGUGAUAUGUCAAGAGAUCUACUCAACUCUGCGAGGAAGAUCCGUCUUCGGCUGCGGCCUGCUUUGGUCCGUGAGGACCGGGCAGGCAAUGAUCUAAACUACCGCCGACUCCACUUCCUUGACAUGACACUUCAACGCAUGAUCCAGCGUUUUGAAGAUGAGUUCCCGGAUACCCGCAUACCCGACGAGACCUCCACAAACCGCUCAAGUGAAGGGUCUCCCAAUCUAUCUACCGUUAAUGAUUCUACCAUCCUUGAACCAUCCGGUUCAUCAGCCAAUGGCAAUACAACCGCUGAAGCAGAUGGUGAAGACGAGGAUGUAGAUCGAUACGCCGUUCGACUCUCACGGACAAGUUCGAAUACAUCCCUUCACUCCCGUGCACUUACCUCUGAAGAAGGGAAAGUCCACCGUCUCAGCCACCAUUUCAGUCACACACUACUCAGCCGCCAAGACAAAGACAAGAGCAAGAACGAUGACCCGGAAUCUACAGAGAAAUCAAUUUCGCAGUCCCCUCCGGAUGCAGUGCAGGUUCAAGCUUUACGCGAGAAACUUGAACGUCUUCGUGCUCUUCAGGGCGAGGAUACUGAUACAAACAUUCACAUUGACGAAGGUCCAUCUUCAUCAUCCCACGGCGCCUCCAAUCUAGAGGAACUGCUCGCCCUACAGAAACAAGAUCCCGAGGCCUUUGCAGAGAUCAAAGAAAGCCAUAUCGUCGCACUUAUAAAUGCGGGUCUAAGAAAUCCGGACGAUGCAUGA
Molecule: messenger RNA, 3717 nt
Organism: Nannizzia gypsea CBS 118893
Lineage: Eukaryota; Fungi; Ascomycota; Eurotiomycetes; Onygenales; Arthrodermataceae
Exons: 3
Coding region: 1-3717 (1238 amino acids)
Source: RefSeq, a predicted model, not a curated record